GGCUAAAGAUGUUUGGGUUGCAUUGUUGUAGGCUGCAAUUUUCCAGCGUUCGUCUACGUCUCGGAGACGGCGCCACCAGCCUACCGCGGAUUGUUCCUGUCCCUGAACGCCCUGAUGUCCUCUCUGGGUCUGGUUUACAUCUACUCCCUGGGCGGCUACUUCCCGUGGGUCUACGCUGCAGGGGCCACUUGUCUCAUGGCCACCGCAGGGCUCGUUCUCACCUUCUUCCUCCACGAUUCGCCGGCCUGGCUCGUUCGGAAUGGAAAGCUCGAGGCCGCUCAGAAGAGUCUCCGACGGAUUGAGGAUAACGCCGCCAACGUUGAGAUCAAGCUGAAGGAGCUACAAGAAACGGCCAAAAAUGAGCCCACGACCAGCUUCAACCUUCGAAUUUUCAUCGAACCCACCGUCUGGAAGCCUUUCAUGCAGGUGCUGGCCAUGUCGGUGCUGCAGAACAUCGCCGGGUUCUACAUCGUGAUCUACUACACG
This is a messenger RNA of Bemisia tabaci, 486 nucleotides long. NCBI's taxonomy places the organism in Eukaryota, Metazoa, Arthropoda, Insecta, Hemiptera, Aleyrodidae. The record is from RefSeq and is a predicted model, not a curated record.